Caenorhabditis remanei is the source of this 1380-nucleotide messenger RNA. RefSeq lists its product as uncharacterized. The record is from RefSeq and is a predicted model, not a curated record. The transcript is spliced from 5 exons. Bases 1 to 1380 code for a protein of 459 amino acids. NCBI's taxonomy places the organism in Eukaryota, Metazoa, Nematoda, Chromadorea, Rhabditida, Rhabditidae.
AUGAGGACAAUGGAUCAAGGACAGUUGCAAAAAUUACUAAAUGCCGCUGCGGCUGUAUCGACCAGUCCACAGCAGAAUCCGAUGAUGCUCUUCUCAUCGAUGACAUCACAGACUACGACGCCCCCUGUAUGGCCAAUCAAAUCACAUUCUGUAGUCAACACAACGCCUACACAAAAUAGUUUUGACGCGAAUUUAGCUGCACUUUUCCUAUUGCAACAAGCAUAUCAGAAUCAGCAAGCCUUAUCAACGACUGCGUUUCCAACUCUCCCUUCUCCAUCAAUAUCUACUCCAACAUUUAUCCCAUCUACCUUCUCACUUCCAUUAUUCUCAUCACCUACAACUAUUCCUACAACACUUCCAACACCUACAUUGACACCUACAAUUCCAACACCCGUGACUCCUCAAUGUACAACUCCUCCAGGAGUAUUCAACACAUUGAAUUCUCUUCUUCAAAUGCCAACUCGUUUUGAUUCUUCAAAGUCAAUGAACAAGUGUACUACACCUCCAAUUAUCAUUAAACCAUCAACAACUCCAAUUCCUGAUUCGAUCAGAAAAAUAUCAUCUGUCUCGAUUCCUGCUGAAUUGGUUCCAGUGAUUCCAACACCUUCUGCAUCUGCAUCUGGAUCUAGUUCACUUCCAGCAUCAUCUCCAAGUACAUCUUCUAAAAAAGAAGAAGAAGACGAGGAUGAUGAUGAGGAGGAAUUUGUGGAUAUUGAGUCAGUCGACGUGGCAAUUGAUGGAAAAGAGAAAAGGAAAGCUCACGUGGAAUUCUAUAGAAGGAUGAAGUAUAUGAGACAACAAGACAAAGCUCUACAGUGUGGAAUGUGCAAGAAGAAAGUCGAGAAUCAUGAGAAUGCGAUGGCUGUCCACGUGGCAGAACACGCUGAAGCAGGAUGCUAUCAAUGUAGAUUAUGUGGAUGGCAGGCAAUUGAUAAGUACAAAAUCUACACUCAUAUGAGAGAAGAACAUCCAAGAAAGGUUGAUAUGUUUGUGGAUAAGAGAGAUAUGCCGAAAAUGUGUUUGGUGCUGUCGCAGUGUUUUCCAAAAACAUCAUCUCGUCCGAAGAAAGAAUCGAAUAGAAAUGCGGACACUUAUCUGACAGAAAUUUUGAAAGUGCCUACUUUGGAACAGACUUGUCGAAUUUGUCAUGGAAAUGUGAGGAGGGAGAAAGCAGCAAUGAUAAGACACGUGCAAACUAAUCAUACUAUUAAAUGUAAAACAUGCAAAACAAUAUCCACAACACUUGAAGAUCAAUUGAUUCAUCAGGAUGAAUCUCAUCAACUCAAGGAACCCAAAAUGUCAGUUCACUAUGCUCCGAGUGCUGCUGCCAUCUAUCUCUUGCCAGCUUUAGAAAAAUGUUUUCCCAAUGAGAAACAGUAA